Penaeus monodon (black tiger shrimp) is the source of this 2621-nucleotide messenger RNA. RefSeq lists its product as uncharacterized. The transcript is spliced from 9 exons. Bases 774 to 1985 code for a protein of 403 amino acids. The record is from RefSeq and is a predicted model, not a curated record. Lineage: Eukaryota; Metazoa; Arthropoda; Malacostraca; Decapoda; Penaeidae.
CGGUCAUCGGUUCAGUGUUGUCGUGACUGGGGUGUGUUGCGCACGCUCGGUGAGUGUGACCAACCCUCCAACACUUCAGACGCGUCAGAGUGUUCUUACAGAUACCAUAUCGCUGGUUGAGUGAAAUGCUGAGCCAAUAACUGAGGUCUCUUAAACUGCCGUUCCUAUGCCAAUUGCAAGGGUAAACUCUAUUAAAGCGUUUUUACUCAUUUCGAAGGAAACACGAAAAUGGAGGCUUACACUCUCCCCGAGGGCAUGUAGGAAUCUAGUGGAAAGUGUAAAAGUUCGAUUGUGUUUGAAUGGAUUGUCACAGGCAGCAAAGUGAUAAAGGUACGGACUCAGUAGUAUAGGAAUGGAUGACCAAAAAUUGCACUGAGCCAAAACAUUAGUCCCCUGCUUGAAAAAUACUACACUGAAAUCAGUUGAAGGAAAUAAAAAAAUUGAUCUAUAUCUAUUAGUUCUUUAGUUCAUUUAAUAAUCAAAUAUAUACUUAUAUAUGCACACCAUAUUGCUUCCAAUCUGGGGUGAAAAUUAAUAGGUUUAUUCGAUGAAUUCAAUUAUUAGAUAAUAAUGAUGAAACAUAAUUGACCGAAAACGCUCCUGGUAAAGUGAUUUUAAGUCCCUCGGUGUCCCAGUCUCUCCAAAACCGAAAUUCUGCUUGCACUCAGUAUACCACAAAAUUGAUUCCUCAGCACCAGCAGCAAGUGCCGCCCACCGCAGGACGUAUCCUAAGGACUGUUACAGGCUUAUCGAAGUGACGUCUCCAUGAUCGAAUGACCACAUCCAGACGUGCCCACCGCCCCUCCUCUGCUCCACAGAUCCCCUCGACGAUGUCUACUACAGCGCUCUUUCUCCUUGCUCUGGCUUUCCCCGUCGCCCACGCCCUUCCAGACGUGGUCGGGCUGGGCGGGGAGGCCGACUUCCACGCCAUCCGACUCCACUGGAAGUUCCCGAUGUCCGUCCCCGACCUCUACGCCUUCGUCAUCGACUACUGCGAGGACCAGCCGUGGGGUCAAUACCGGUGCAAGAAAAUGCAGCUGAAGGACGUGGAAGCGAACGAGAUCGACGCCAAGGACGCGCGGUUCCGCGAGUUCGCAGCCCUCAUCUCGGGGCUGCGCAUGGCCACCAACUACACGCUGGAGGUCACGCCCGUGCUGGAGGGCGAGGGCGACGGGCGAGGGAGGACCUUCGGCAGCGGCGUCGUCAUCAGGACCAAGGGAUUCUCGGCUCGGGCCACGCACUGCCUCGCCAACUCCAGCGUGGUGGAGGUCGAUACAGGACCCAAGUUCGGCGGAAAGAUCUCGGUGGAGGGCAGUGAGGACCCUCGGUGCAUCACGCAGGGCGACGCCACCAGCGGCAAGACGAGCUACCUGCUGGAGAUCGAGCACGACGUGUGUGGCAGCGAAGUCCAGAACACGUCGGUGCUUACUUUCAUUAUCGUCCAGGAGAACCUGCCCAUCCUCACGCAUUCCACGAGGAGGUUCCUAGUGAAGUGCAACUACGUCCCCGAGACCUUCACGGUGCGCGCAGGGGUGAAUCUCCCGGAGGAGAGCAACAGCGUCGACGACGAAGACCCGCUCGCCCCCGUCGGCCAGUCCGUGUAUGAGGUCGACCCCUCCGAGCUCUUCGAUUCCUCCAAUAACCUGUUCGACUCCCGGCUCUCGGAGGAAGUCGGGAGGGCCCUCAAGAUGUCUGCGAGCGACCAGAACAAAGAACCUCGCAUGUGGGCUCAUCUGGUGCUGAUGGUGAUCCUCGUAAUGGCGGCGGUGGUGGGCCUCUCCUGCGCGAUGUGGCACUUCGUCAGGCACGCCAGAGCGCAGAACCGCCAGGGAUUCAUGUCGCCGCAAGAGGAGCCACGGGUCCUGGAGGAGAGCAUGGAGGCGGUGGUCCGCGACUACACCCAGGGUGACACCGGGCCGGCUAUUGUCGAGAACCCCGUGGCGCUGGUCAGUGUUAAGUCCGUGCACGAGGAGACGGAGGCCUAGGGGGCGCGGAGAGGCCAGAGGAAGCGCGGGGUCAGAGAGGCCGAAGUCUCUCUGUUAUACAAAGGGUGCAGACUCACCCGUAUGCACGAGGAGCUUAAGGGCUUGAUAUAUCCGCUGCGUAUCCGAGCGCAAGGGAGGCUAAGCCUAGAAGCAAAUGCUUAAGUACAUUGGGAAUUAUCUCAAUCAAUGUUGAUGCUUCUUGUAUGAAAUGUUUUAAUCAUGUAAUGUGCUCGUUUGUAUGAGUGAGAGGGUGAGAGAGACACGAGGCACGUGUCAUUGUGAUAACUUAUGUGUUGUUAAAAGACUUCUUUUCGUCUUAGAAGGUAGAUUAAUUCAGACUUAAACUUUCAGAUUUUUUCCCUGUUAGUCAGUUUUCGUACUUUGAUAUUUUACUUAGAGACUAAGAUGACUAUUCCUUCUUUUUAUGUGUAGAUAUCACCCAUUCUCAUUCGCCGAAGAUAUAGGCAGGCUUAAUGUAAUUCCUUGUUUUAGCUCUAUAUUCUCAAAGGAUUCCUAUGUCUAUACCUGUAAGACCUCUAUGUACUUCAUAUUCAUGAUACAUCAAUGAAGGGAAAAAAGGUUAAACACACAAAGUCCUUUCGCUUCCUUGCUUCUUCUGGGCACAUGGAGAAACGC